AUGUCUCCCGUUGCUGUAUUGAAGGACCAAAAGGCGCGCGCCUGCCUUACAAGCGGGCAGAACCCGGCAAAAAUCCCGCUGGGACAAUACUUUUUCCAAAGAUUGGUGUCGUGCGGCGCCAGAAGCGUGUUCGGAGUUCCCGGAGACUUCAAUUUGAGUUUGUUGGAGCACAUGUACGCGCCAGAGGUGGUGGAUCAAGGACUCAACUGGAUUGGAACCUGCAAUGAGCUGAACGCGGCGUAUGCAGCUGACGGGUACUCACGCUACUCCAACACUAUCGGAUGCGUGGUCACCACUUUCGGAGUGGGCGAGCUUUCGGCACUGAACGGCAUCGCAGGCGCUUUUGCAGAAAACGUCAAAGUUCUGCACGUCGUGGGUGUGACGCCAUCGCUUUUUCACCAGAAUCCCACACACGCUUCCCAGAACGUGCACCACCUUGUUCCCGCAAUGUCGUGCUCCAACUUCGAGCCACCGAACCACCGUGUGUACUACGAUAUGGUCAAUGCACGGGUCUCGUGUUCUAGCGCAUUCUUGGACAAUAUUGACACGGCAUGCGACCAGAUUGACAAUGUAAUCACCGAAAUUUAUCGUCGCAGCCAACCGGGUUAUAUUUUCAUACCUGCAGAUUUCCCAGACAUGCUGGUUUCGUGCGAGAAUCUUAAUAAUCGUCCAUUAAUCUCACUACAGGAAGUGAUUUCUAAUAUACCCACUGAUGACGCGGAUACUACCAGGUGCACAGAUCUCAUUCUAGAGCAGCUUUACAAAAGUAAAAAGCCGGCUGUAAUAGCCGAUAUGCUAUGUGACCGCUAUGGAUUAAAUUCGUCGUUGCGCAACUUUGUUGAAAAAGCCCAGCUCUGGAACUUUAGUUCUGCCAUGGGUAGAUCAAUAUUGAAUGAGGCUUCCCCCAACUUCAAAGGCUGCUACAAUGGGCUUGAAAGCAAUGAACAGGCCAUAAGUGACAUUCAGCAAUGCGAUUUAAUUUUGCACUGGGGUGCGGUGAAAAAUGAAAUGAAUACUGGUCAUUAUUCUUAUCAAUUUGGGUCUAAUACCCAGCUUGUGGAACUGCAUCCGAACUACAUUCGGUUUGUCAAUGGCAAACAAAGCGGUAAACAUUUGAUGUUCAAUGGAACGUAUUUUGGUGAAAUAUUAGAUCGAGUUAGCGCAGGUCUGGAUAUCACAAAAUUAAACUUUGAAUAUCCUGAAACCCAGUCACCAUCAAUGGAAAGGUACAAUCCUGAUCCUCGUUCACCUAUCACUCAACUCUACUUGCAGCAAACAUUCCCAGAUAUCAUGAAGCCGGGCGACGUGUUAAUUGUAGAGACAGGCUCCUUUCAGUUUGGCGUUCGUGACUAUGUUUUCCCAUCAAAUUUGAAAUACAUCUCUCAAAGCUUUUAUCUCUCUAUUGGAAUGGCACUACCUUGUGCACUUGGAGUCGGAAUUGGCAUGCAAGAUUACCCGCUCGACCACAUUUACACUGAGCAAGUUGGUAAUUUAGAGGCCUGCCCUCCUAGAUUGAUCUUAUGCGAAGGAGAUGGGGCAGCCCAGAUGACUAUACAAGAAUUGACAUCUUUCUUGCGCUAUAAGGUUCCACUUGAGCUCUUUGUUUGGAACAACAAAGGUUACACCGUUGAAAGAGCCAUAAAAGGACCAACAAGGCCAUAUAACGAUAUUAUGAUGUGGAAGUGGACGAAGCUAUUAGAGGUGUUGGGCGAUUUUGAAGAGAAACAAACAUUUAGCCGGAGAUUUGAAACAAUUGAGAACCUCUCAGAAUUUUUUGAAUUGUUUCAAUCCCCUCACAAUAAGCUCAUUAGAUUAGUUGAGGUAGUGCUUGAUGUUAUGGAUUUUCCUGAACAACUGAAAGUCAUGGCAGCUGCCUGUCAGCACUAA
Lachancea nothofagi CBS 11611 is the source of this 1887-nucleotide messenger RNA. The record is from the annotation of a GenBank genome assembly. NCBI's taxonomy places the organism in Eukaryota, Fungi, Ascomycota, Saccharomycetes, Saccharomycetales, Saccharomycetaceae.